Molecule: messenger RNA, 978 nt
Organism: Synchytrium microbalum
Lineage: Eukaryota; Fungi; Chytridiomycota; Chytridiomycetes; Synchytriales; Synchytriaceae
Exons: 7
Coding region: 1-978 (325 amino acids)
Cellular component (GO): oligosaccharyltransferase complex
Source: RefSeq, a predicted model, not a curated record
AUGAAGAACAUUUCACGUGGAAUCCUCUUACUGUUGUUAUCACUAUUACAAGUAUCAGCAUCCUCGUUGUCCGCUCACGACAAGGUGGAAAUCCUUGAAUCCAAACGAAGCAACAUCGAACCCAUUCAACUCGACACGGACCUAUAUAAUCAAUUGACGACAAAGCCAAGAAACUAUUCAAUUAUCGCUAUCCUGACUGCUCUCUCUCCUGAACAUGGAUGUCAGCCUUGUCGAGAUUUCGAUGCUGAAUUACGUGUCCUGACUCAAUCCUGGAGUAAGCAGUAUGAGCGUGGAAGACUCUAUCUGGGUGUAUUGGAUUUCAAGAAUGGACGUGAUGUGUUUAUGAAGCUGGGACUCAACAAUGUCCCAUAUGUCAUACACUUUCCUCCUUCAGAAGGAAUACAUGCCAAGGAAGAUGUGGAUCAACAGGUUUACGAUGUAUUGAAGAGGGGUGUAUCAGCCGAAGCAUUAGCUGAUUUCAUUCGAGGUCAAACGCAAAUCAAUAUCAAGAUCCGACGCCCACCAAACUAUACCAACUACAUUAUCGGUGCAGUCGGCUUCCUCUUCACUGCUCUUAUAGUUCGAUGGCAGUGGGAUGCUCUAGUCGGAGUGUAUACCGACUACAGGAUAUGGCAGACUCUCUGUUUGGGAAUAAUCAUAUUCAUGUGCUCAGGAUUCAUGUGGAAUCAAAUCCGAGGUGCUCCAUUCUCUGGAAUGCAGGCUGGUCGUGUUGAACUCUUUGCACCUGGAUUUGGAAGUCAGUAUAUUAUGGAGACGCAGGUUAUGGCUAUGCUUUAUGGAUUGACAGCAGCAUCAGCCGUCACUUUGGUUACACUUGUGCCUACAGUGAAGGAUGUGGGCACACAGAGAAUAGUUGGAUAUGUGUGCUUGGCGGCCUUUGUCUUGUUGUAUUCCGUGCUGCUCAAGAUUUUCAGCUUUAAGAAUCAAGGAUACCCGUUCAGAAUGCUGCCUAUUUAA